Messenger RNA from Nymphaea colorata (pocket water lily), 2032 nucleotides. Its product is annotated as protein FAF-like, chloroplastic. The coding region runs from base 448 to 1872 and encodes 474 amino acids. Lineage: Eukaryota; Viridiplantae; Streptophyta; Magnoliopsida; Nymphaeales; Nymphaeaceae. The record is from RefSeq and is a predicted model, not a curated record. The transcript has a single exon.
UCUUCCUUCCCUCCCCUUAUCGGCCACGGCCUGUUUAGCCAUUCUCAAGAAACACAGAGCCCCAGAGAGACAGCAGUGUGACUCAGAUCAGGUACAGAGAAAGAGAGAUAUGCAAAUUCGGUUUCCUUCCUUUUUUCUGAAUUCUCCCCCAAAAGGGUGUCGUUGAGGGUCUUGAGGUCAAGGACUCUUCCUAGUUUUAGUCCUUCAGCUGUCUUCCCCACCAUCUUCAUAGAGAUAUGUGUAUGUUCUUCUCCUUUGCACUAUCUUCCUUUCUUUCAAUAGCAGUCCUCUCUGACCCGAAUCCUCCUAAUCCAGACUGAACCACACACACUCUUGUAACAGUACUCUUCUUCUUCUUCUUCUUCUGUGAAUAGAGAGAUACCAUCUUCUUCUUCUUCUUCUUCUGUGAAUAGAGUGAUACCAUCGUCUAACCGGAUACCCAAGAGAAUGUCGAUUGGUUGCAGAACCCUUUACCCUCAAAUGAAUGAAGAGAACAAGCAGGGGAUCGUCUCCAUCUUGGGGAUCUCCGGAGAUGGAUACUCCGAGAAGAGGCUGAAAACCGAGUACCCACUAAGGAGAAGUAGAACCCUCUCUGCGGACAUGUCUUCCAAGAAAUUCCUGGCCCUGCAUGACCCCGCGUCGCCCUCCAUGAAGAAGAUCGCCUCCUCCGGGGCGAUCCCGACCUUCUCCAGCACGCCGGAGUCCGAUGAGGAAGACAACGAGGAGAACAGGGCGAGCCAAUCAGAUAUAUGGAACUUGAUCCAAUCGCAGAAGCCGGCGAUCCCCACGGCCCAGCCUUACGUGCAUCCUCUGGUGAGGCGAUCAUCUAGCUCGCUGAGCAGCAAGAGCCUCGAGCUAUGCACCGAGAGCCUCGGGUCGGAGACGGGGUCAGAAUUCUGCUUCUCUCCUCCCUCUCCGACCGCUUCAUUCUUUUCUUCUCUCCCCCCUUCCCCUUCUUCUGAAGCGAUGGAAGAAGAGGGCGGUGGAGAAGAAGGGCUGGACUUCCUUUUCGGCGGCGAAGCCGACAGGAGGAAAGGCAACCAGGAGAUUGAUGAAGAAAAGUGGUUCAACUACAAUUGCACCAUCAGCCGGAGGUCGCCUGCGAGGUCGUUUCCGCCUCCCCUGCCAUCAAUCUCCCGGCGCGACGGUCCUCGCCUCCACAUGAAGCCCCACCGCCAAGACGGCCGCCUGGUGCUUCAGGCCGUCGCCCUUCCCUCCCAUAAUUACCUCCAGGCACAGCGCCAAGGCGGGCGCCUCCUCCUCUCCUUCAUCCCCACUCCCCAACAGCAGAAACAAGAAGAAGAAGCAGAGGAAGAGGAAGAAGAAGAAGAAGAGGACGAGGAAGUUGCAGUAGAAGAAGAGGGUGAUGCUGAAGUUAUUGAAGACGAAGAGGAAGAACAAGGAGAAGAAAGAGAGGAAGAAGGAGAAGAGAUCGUCAACAGUGAAGGAGCAGAAGAAGCCCGAGAAGAAGGCGACGAAGGAGAAAAAGAAGCAGAGGAGGAGGAAUUGGAGAAAAGGCUGGAGGUGGUGGGCUUCGAGAUGUGGAGGAGCAAGGGCCCGGCAGUGAUAGAGCUGCACCGCUCCAUAGGGAAGCUCAUAUCGCAGCCGUUCAUCAACAUAAAUCCAUGGGCGCAGAAGAAGAAGCUGGCCGCGGACACAGCAGCGGCCGCGGCGGCGGAGGAAAGGGAGCGGGAGUUGGCGGCGCAUAGGCUCAACAGGUACGAGCGCUGCUGGAAGGGGGGUGGGCUCGGCGAGGGAAAGGUGGUGGGCGCGAAGGAGUUGGUCCGUGGGCUCGUGCCUAGGAGGUGCAACGAGCCACGCCGAGCCCACCCCGUCUGGAUUUUGGAGCGUCGCUGCGUCGCCACUACCUGACAGUGAGCGAGAGAGAGAUUGGUGAUUGGGUGUUAUUGUGUGGUUUGGGCAUCAUUGCUGGAGAAUUCGGAUUCAAAACUAAUUGUUUUUGGUUCAUAUGGUAUAUAACGUUUCAUAUCAUAUAAAUAUAAAUUUUUGGCGUGCUCUGCCGGCCAUCUAA